Molecule: messenger RNA, 821 nt
Organism: Platichthys flesus (European flounder)
Lineage: Eukaryota; Metazoa; Chordata; Actinopteri; Pleuronectiformes; Pleuronectidae
Gene: mrpl49
Product: mitochondrial ribosomal protein L49
Exons: 1
Coding region: 16-567 (183 amino acids)
Biological process (GO): translation
Cellular component (GO): ribosome; mitochondrial large ribosomal subunit
Molecular function (GO): structural constituent of ribosome
Source: RefSeq, a predicted model, not a curated record
GACUAUUUCCGGGUCAUGUUCUUUCAGCUGCCACACAUCAUGGCGGCCUCCUUUAACCUCAGCUCCGCGGUGCUCCGCAGGGCGCUGCACGGAGCUCUGAGCCUACAUUGCCGGGCACAAGGAGCUCCUGCCGGGCUCAGGUUCCUCUGUAGUGCUGCUCCAGAAGAAAAGAAGACACGAAUAAUAGAGUCUACGGAGGAAUACGUCUUCGUGGAGCGGCUCAUCCCGCUGUCACGGGUCCCUGCUCCACCUAAACACGCCGGUCCCACUCCGUCUGGAUGGAUCCCUGCAGCGGACUCACCGCCGCCUCUGCCCUACAUGAUCCGCCGCUCCCGAAUGCACAACAUCCCGGUGUACACCGACCUGACCAGCAGCAACCGCAGGACCACGCUCGUACGGAAAGUGGAGGGGGACAUUUGGGCUCUGGAAAAGGACGUGAAGCAGUAUCUGAAGGAGGUGACGGGGACCGAGCUGCCCACCCAGGUCAAUGAGGUCACCAACACCCUGACGGUCAAAGGUCACUUCGAUAAGGAGCUGAAGGAAUGGUUGGCCGGUAAAGGCUUCUGAGCUCGGGCUGGAGAGGCUGCUGCAGGACCGCCACAGACCAAGCUCAGGUGGAGACACAGAGAGGACACUGAGUAUCUGCUGCCUACACUGAUACUCACUGUAGUGUAGUACCAUGAGGAAGAGGUUUGAUCCUUGCCACUUCAGUGAACUCUUCCCCACCAGAGACAUGUUGAAGCUGUUGGAUCAUAUUGUGUUUAAUGGUGUAUAUACUUGAGUGUAAUGAAUGUAACAUUAAAUGUCAAAGCGAUGCCCAA